GAUGUAUCCGCCUGCCAGUGAGCCCUCGGCUGUAAAUGUGGGCUAACUUCAAGCUGUUUGGUUUUGUUUGGACUUCUAUAAGUUGCCAAGCAUAGUCUCGCUAAUUCCUCCUGGUUUCCCCUUGAAGGAAGUGGAGUCGCCCGGAGGAGAAGUCAUUGACUCUCAUCCAGCUGCUGAAGUCGCUGUGAGAUGAUGUACUCAAACAGGGCCGAGCACAGUAACAGGCGGCCGUCCGGGGACAGAAGCGCAAGGCAGUGGGACGACUAUGAUGACAGAUGGGAAGAGAGGCGUGAUCCUCACAGGGAUUCCUAUCAGAAACAUGGGGGGGAUGGACACAGCAGCGCCGAGAAGACAAACAAUACUAGAGGGUACAGCGACUCACCUAAGAGGUGGUACGUUAAAGACGCAGUGAGCAGAGACGGGAGCAGAAAGAGCCCAGUGAGAGGACGCAUGUCUUCACCUGACUGGGGUGAUGCUGACAAGACAAGGCGAAGGUAUGCAAAGGAUCAUGAAGACAAUUACAGGUACAGGCGUGAACCAGAUGAAAGGAAGCACAGACAGUCACCCGAGAGUUUUUCACAUAAACGUGCACCCAAGGAUUUCGAACAUGCGCUUCCACAGGACGAAGAUCUCAAAUACAGGAAAUCCUCUCAGGACUCCAGACACAGGCACAGGCAUGAGGAGUAUCCCGACAGACAACAACAUGAUGAUUACAAAUCGUCUGUAUAUUACAAAGACAAAGAUCAUCACAAAGGGAGAUGGGAUCAUUCAGAAGAGAGGACUCGAUCACAAGAGCGGAUUGGAUCACAAGAGCGCUCUACAAAGACUUGUGGCCAACCUAGAGAGAAGAAUGACUGCCGUUCCAAAGGACAUGAGUAUCAUCGUCAGCAUAGAAAAGGGUUUGCAUUAAAUGAACCUUGUGGGCAGUCAUUCAAGAGUGACAUCCCCAACCAGGGUCCUUCUGUUCCUGAGCAGAAUUCAACUAGGGGUUUCCAGCGUUUCCUCGAUUUGCUCAACAAGGGUGUGAACGUUGCAAUGCUCACCAAAGUUGUGGCUCAGACCCCUCCAGAAGUCAAAGAUGGACCACGUUCUCCAGUUUCUUUCAACACUGCAGAACGUCAGUGGUCACCCAGUUCUGCUAGGAGGCAACAAGGAAGCCACCAAAAUAACCACUGCUGGCCUGAGAGCGAAGGAUCCCAGAGACCGACGUCUCCACAGCCUCAUCACAGGAUCUUCAGCCCAAAGAGAGGCUCUCCACCUGAUGAAAAAUCCUUGUUAAGGAGAGAUGCCGGACAAAGCCACUACAGUUCCAUUAGAUCCAGGUCUCCUUCAGUGGUGGGAAACACCACCCUGACCCCUGAAGAUGAGCACAAGCACCGGCAGAUGCAAGAUGUUCUGCAGGCCAUCGGCAUGGAUUUAGGAUCUGAGGAAUUGGGUCAAAUGUCACAUCGAAUCCAGGAGCGUUUAUACGGAAAGAAGGACAGUGAUAGGGGCCGCCAUCAUGGAGGUAUUACGGAAAGGGACAGAAGGCGAGCAUUUUCACAGAGACAUCGCAGUAGAUCAUCAUCAUCAAACAGAUCUAAUUUCAGCUCUCUGACUCGGGACAGUUACGUGAAAAAAGACUCAUGUAGGGGUAGUGCUCGGAGGGAUGUAACAGAGGUACAUCAAAUACAGGUACAUCAAAUGCAGGUGCAUCAAGCGAUUGAAUAUGAACGGAAUGAUAGCAGUAGUUCUUUAAAAGACAGCGAGCAAUGUGAAACUAACUCCCAGGAAAGCACUGUUGCAUUACAAACAUUUUCUCCAAGCACCACAUACAGUUUAUUACAAUCACCUCUUACACCUGCGAUACCGACAUACUGUCCAGUGAACUACUCACAGCUGUCAUACCCAGCUCUACAUCCAUCUCUGCCUCCCAACCUGCCCCCGAAUUUCCCCCAUGUUAGACCCGGGCAUUUUUUGCCUCCCUACCUCCCUUAUCCCAUCAUCCGGCCUAUGAACGUCUUUCCUGCAGCACUCACCCAAACCAGUCAACUAUUCCCACAACAGAUUAGUAAUCCUCACUCAGCCCUUUUUAACCAGGAAAGUAUAAACCCACUUCAGCCACCGAACACAGCACAAAAAUUCCAAACGCAGGCAAGGCCCAGGUGUCUGCAGGUCAUCGAAACCAAACAACCCGGAUGAAGAAAAAUACACAUUGUGAAUUUCUGUGAACUCUGACAUUGACUGAUAGUCACAAAAUUAUCUUACACCUCUGUAGAAUUGUAGAUGAUUUUUCAUAGAAUAAACAGUUUGGGCCUUCAGCAUGUCCUGCUUUAACCCCAAAUCACACGUUUGAAUAGGAAUUGGAGAGUAAAGAGUAAAGCCAGGAAUCAUGAGGACAAGAGAAGCUAAGGAAAUUAACAGUAGUUGAUGACAAGUAAUUUCCAAAACCCUCAGGAGCUGAGUUCAUUACUCAGUCCUUUAACCACAGCACAUCAUCAGGCUAAGGAAAAACACUGAAGGUUUUUUGAAUGUUACUUCCGACAGCAUCGGCUUCUUCAUUCUAUGGUUUAAAAUUUGUUUAAUAAACUGAUACACUAA
Molecule: messenger RNA, 2580 nt
Organism: Limanda limanda (common dab)
Lineage: Eukaryota; Metazoa; Chordata; Actinopteri; Pleuronectiformes; Pleuronectidae
Product: serine/arginine repetitive matrix protein 4-like
Exons: 4
Coding region: 190-2181 (663 amino acids)
Source: RefSeq, a predicted model, not a curated record